Molecule: messenger RNA, 6859 nt
Organism: Rosa rugosa (rugosa rose)
Lineage: Eukaryota; Viridiplantae; Streptophyta; Magnoliopsida; Rosales; Rosaceae
Product: putative disease resistance protein RGA3
Exons: 9
Coding region: 816-3815 (999 amino acids)
Biological process (GO): defense response to other organism
Molecular function (GO): protein binding; ADP binding
Source: RefSeq, a predicted model, not a curated record
CACUAGGUAUUUUUCUUCCUCCCAGGCACCCUUUAGGAAUGGUCUUGAACGAGCCUCGUAGUCAUUUAUUCUGAUGUCUUACCAAACUGGACAACAUGUAGUUAGGUAUUAUUUUAUUUGUUGAACUUGUAUCUUAACAUUUCACCAAAUUAAUGAUCAACAUUCACACGCUGCAUGAAAUAUGAAAGGUUGGUAGGAGUUGUGGUUCUAAUUAUCGUGAAUAAAAUCUUUAGUCCAUAAUUAAUUGACUUAUUUAAUUAAGGCUAUAGCCUAUAGGGAACAAUAUCUUAUUGUAUUUGGUAUGUGUUUGUAUUUAGAAUUUAGCAUGUGGUUGAAUUUAACCACACGACUAACAUGAUGGAAUCUGACCAAUAAUGCAUUUUUGUCACUGAUGGAAUCUGACCAAUAAUGCAUUCUACCUAAUAUGACACUUGUCUUUAUUGUUUGCCUUUACUUUUUCUUUUCUUUUCAUAAUAGAGCCUUACUCUGUCGUUUGCUUUCCAAUCUGUUUUUUUUUGCUCUGUCAGAUUUUAUUUCAAAUAUUUAGCAAGAUGACGAUUACGAAAGCAAGCGAAAUGAACGAUUUCAUUUUACUGGAAUUAAAUUUGAUAAAGAAAACAAAAAAGUUGAAAGGUAAAGUCCGUGAUAUAAAGUGAAGUCUGGCCCCUAAGGCCCCCUCAUCACGUGGAUGUCGGUGGACCUAAUCACCAAAUAAUGGAAUGUACAAAGUCAAGUAUGGCCGCCCCUUAGGCCCAUCAUCACAUCAUUCACAUGUGACAUGUGGAUGUCGGUCGACCUAAUCAAUAUAUAAUAGUAUGUACAUCAUAUAUGUAUGGACACACUUCUCACUCUUAGCUCCUUUGAUCGGUCUCCCCUUCUUUCCACUACAGGGUGAUCAAUUUUUGAUGGCUGAAGCCCUUAUUUCCGUUGUCCUAGAACAAUUGGCUUCAAUCACCCGUCAACAGGUACAGCAACAAGUGAAAUUGGUAGUUGAUGUUAAGAAAGAAGUUGCAAAUCUCAACGACAAUUUCCGAGCUAUAAAAGCCGUGCUCAAAGAUGCAGAGGAGAGGCAAGUGAAGGAGGAUUCCGUCAAAUUAUGGCUGGAUAAUUUAAAGGACGUGUCCAACGAGAUGGAGGACGUGUUGGAUGAUUGGAACACUGAAAUUCUGAAGCUACAAAUUGAGAAACAAGAGAAAGAAGAUGGAAAUGCUCUUGAUACGACUAAGAAGAAGGUAUGUCUAUGCAUUCCUUCUACUUUCUUUUGUUCUGGCCAAGUUAGUCGACUUAUUUUUCGUCGCGACAUUGCUCAAAAGAUUAAAGAUCUCAAUGAAAGGUUAGCAACAAUUGCUAAUAUGAGGCAAAAUUUUAACUUUCAGUAUACAAAAAGUGGUACUGAACUUAUUGAGAGACAAAAGACUACUUCUUUUGUCGAUCAAACAUUUGGUCGGGUAGAUGAAAAAGAAUUCUUGGUGCGCAUGUUGUUGAGUGAGAGUAAUCCUGAAGGGCAGAGCCCCCUUGUCAUCCCUAUUGUAGGGAUGGGUGGAAUCGGUAAAACAACCCUUGCCCAACUAGCAUAUAAUGAUGAAAAAGUGAAGGCUAAUUUCACAAAAAGAAUAUGGGUUUGUGUCUCAGACCCAUUUGAUGAGCUCAACACAGCCAAAGCCAUCAUUGGAGCCCUCGGUGUAGAUGUCAAUUCCAUUUCGAAUAACCUAGAAGCUUUCUUCCAAUCUGUGCACAAAUCUAUCAAGGGAGAAAAGUUUCUCCUCGUCUUAGAUGAUGUGUGGAACCCAGACUAUACGAAGUGGGAAAAUUUGAAGCUACCUUUACAGAAUGGUGCUGUAGGUAGUAAAAUAAUAGUCACUACACGAAAAGAAGAAGUAGCUAGGAUGAUGGGAGCACCUGAUAACACAAUCAAGUUGGAGGUGUUGAGUGAUGAAAAUUGUUGGUCAUUGUUCACUAGAAUUGCCUUUACCAAUAGAAAACAAGAUGAGUGUCAAAUUUUGGAACCUAUUGGUAGGGAAAUUGUAAAGAAGUGCAAAGGGUUGCCUCUUGUUGCCAAGACUUUAGGUGGUCUCAUGCGUUGUAAGAAAGCAAAGAAAGAAUGGCAAGAUGUUUUGAGUAGUGAGAUAUGGGAGUUAGACAGGAUGGAGCAACAAGUUUUCCAACCGCUGUUACUAAGUUAUUAUGAUUUAACUCCAAUGAUCAAGCGGUGUCUAUUAUAUUGUGUUACUUUCCCAAAAGACCAUAUAAUUAAGAGAAAAGUUUUGAUUGAGUUGUGGAUGUCGCAAGGUUUUCUUGUUUCAGUUGGGAACAAAGAAAAGACAAUGACAGACAUUGGAGAAUCAUAUUUCGAUAACUUGGUAAUGCGAUCUUUCUUCCAGAAUUUUGAGGAGGAUGAAUUUGGAGAUAUUAUACGGUGCCAAAUGCAUGAUAUUGUGCACGACUUUCUCCAAUAUUUAACCAAGAAUGAAUGCUUAAUCGUUGAGUUCAAAGGUGGGGAGGAGAGAAUAGAAUUGCCCAAUAAGCUUGGUCAUUUGACCAUAAUGUUUGCACCCGAAGAACCUUUUCCCUUUUCUUUUGACCACUGCCAACGUCUGCGGACCAUUACAACAUUUAAUUGUAAAAUUACAAGUCUCAGCCGAGAGUUGAUUUUACAAUUAAAAUGCGUGAGGACGUUGAAUUUGAGUGACAACGAUAUCAAGAAAGUUCCGGACGAGGUAGGCGGGUUGGUGCACUUGAGGUAUUUGGAUUUAUCCUAUAAUGAGAGGCUGAAGAAAUUACCUGAUAGUUUGUGUAAUUUAGUCAAUUUGCAAACCUUGCGAGUUGAUGGGUGCAUGAGACUUAAAAAGUUACCCGAGGCCAUGGGAAAGCUGACCAGCUUGCAGCAUCUUCAUGCUGAUAUUCAAAAGUGGCCGCCGCUGAAGUUGCCCAAAUCAAUUGCGAGGUUGAAAAGUCUACGGACUCUAGAUCUGACUGUUGUAAUUGAAGGUGAAGAAGGAUUGAGGUUAAGUGAUUUGAGAGACAUGGACGAGCUUCAGGGGAAGCUUUGGAUCAGAUUGCAGGGGAAAUUGAAAGAUAGUGCUGCGAGUGAUGCGGAGAAAGCCAAAUUGGUGAACAAGAAACACCUUCUUCAUUUGAGACUAGGGUUCGAGUGGAUGGAGAGCGAGGUCAACCAGAGUACCAUCCAGGAAGCAGUAUUGAAUGCCUUACAGCCAAAUUCAAAUCUUGAAUCCUUACGGAUCUCAAGUAGUUGCAGCACCCUGUGCCCCAAUUGGACCUCCUCUUUAAUUAACUUGAAAAGCGUAACCUUCUCUUACUGCGAUGUUUGUAAGUAUGUGCCUCUUUCGGUUUUGGGCGACUUGGGGUCCCUUGAGAGACUCAGAUUUGAAUACAUAGGAGAAGUGAAGAAGGUUGGAUUUGAGUACUCACUUGAUCAUCAAGUUAUAUUGUUCCCCAAUCUGAAACAACUCGAGUUUGAGGGAAUGCGGGAGUGGGAAGAAUGGGAUCAUGAUGAGAAUGAUGCUACUUCAUCGUCACCAACUCGUUUCAUGCCACGCCUUUCUACUUUAUCCAUUGAAUGGUGCGAUAAGCUGAAGACACUGCCAGACUUCCUUCCAAGGAAGACGCCGCUGCUUCAGAAUUUGAUCAUCUACAAUUGUCCCAUUCUCUCCCAAAGUUGCAAAGACAGGCAAGGCCCGGAGUGGUCCAAGAUUUCUCACAUCCCAAACAUCAAAAUUGAUUUGAAAACUGAACAAAAAGAUGGAGUUUCGAUCGAACAAGAGGAAGAAAUUGAUGAAGAAAGUGAUCCAAAUUGAUGAACAAGAGGAUUGAUCAACAACGUCAUCCAUCCAAUUCGUUGUAGGGAGAAGACUCAAGAAGAGCAGAUGAUCCUCAAAGAAAUACUCAAUAAACUGUAUAUCAAGGCCAAGAAUAAACUUGAUGGCUAACAGCUGAAGAUUUUCGCUGCAUUGAAAUAGUGGAACAGCAGAAAUGAUCCAAAAGUCUCAUUUGAUUUCAUGUUCAAGAUUUUCGUGUCAUGCUGACAUCUGCAUAUUGAAGAAUUUGUGUAAUUCUGUUUAAUGUGGUGGGGAUAUUCAUAUUCUCACCCAGUCAUAUCAUUCUCCCGGAUGUCAUCAUUCCUCUUCUUCAUCAUCACUUCUAUUGUUCAUAAUACUCCAACUCCUGGGGAGGUAUAUUUGACAUUUGUUCUAUCCUCCUCUCCUUUAUGUCCAAAAAAUUGUGGAGGAGAUGGACGACAGUCAUUUCUGAUUACUUUUGGAACUGCUACAGCUCUUAUGGAAGAGACUGGUGAAGAAUUUGUUCAUCUUGGGAGGAACAUACCUUCAGUGAGGUUGCACGAACAGAGGCAUGGAAUCACAGAAUGGCCCAAGAUUUCUCACAUUUUAAACAUAGAGUGUUCUCUAACUAACUGAACAGGAAUGUUGAAAAUGGUUGAUAAAUCACCAAGGCCAUGGUGAAGCUGUUUAACUUACAUUAUCAUAAAUAAUUAUAAGCUGGAAGUCCUCAAAAGCUUUGUGAGGUUAACAAUAUCCAAGAAAGUGUGUGAGAGAUAAGGGUGAUCCUGAGCAAGCAAGAUUGGUAAAUGAGAAGAAACUUAAUUUGGGACCAAGUUUGUGGUACUCAACAAGAGAAGCUCAACAAAUACUGAACCCCUUGCACUCAAAUCCAAACAUCAGUAACUACAGUUGCACCGUGCACACUGUGCAAUAGACGACAAAUGUCUUCAAAUAAUUUCAGAAGGCUGAGGGAUGACGAGUGCAGUUUAUGUGAAAUUGUGCCUCUUUUGGGGAACUUGGUGUCCCUUGAAUCGCUGCAGUUAUGUUUUGACAUGAAAACCAAAGAGUACUCCAGAAGGAUUAAUGAUAAAUUGUGAAGAGCAAGUAAGGUUUUUCAAGGGGUGUGCAUUUAGAGAUGUGAGUAGACAGAACUGAAUCAUCAUCUAUUAGCUGCCUAGCUUGUCGAAGAGGAAGGUUUGGGAGCCCAAUAAGGAGGAAAAUGUAACUCUUGGACCUGCGGUCAGAGAUGGAGAGAACUUUUUUGGUGUCAGUGCUCAUAAUUAUGCACUCACUCCUUGAGUAAUUCCUUCAUUUAUGUGAUGGACUUGAAAAUGCUGCCAGGCAUGCUUACAGCAUAGUAUGUAUCUACAUGGUGCAAGGUGCUUGCAUAUAGAGCUCAGGGCUGCUAGUCCAGGUGCUGAAUCAGCAAUGAGAGCACUUGAUCUUGUUGACAUGCCUAAUUUCCACCAACUGUAGCUAUAGAAAGCUUGGCUGGCACUCUGGGACAUAUAUAGAAGGUUGAGAUUUCUCAAAUGUGAGGUUUCAGAUGUUGCUCUCAUUUCUCAUACAUUUUGGUUUGGUUGGAGGUGAAACCUAUUCUCUCUCAAAGUUGCAAAGACAGGCAAGGCUGGAGUGGUCCAAGAUUUCUCACAUCCCAAACAUCAAAGUUGAUGGCAAAAUUGUACAAAAAGAUGGAGUUUGAAUUUGAUCACCCAUCCGAUUUCUUGGUGCAGAAGAAAUUGAUUGCAAUGAAAUAGUGGAACUGCAGAAAUGAUCUGAAAGUCUCAUUUGAGUUCACGUUCAAGACUUUCGUGUCAUGCUGGCCUCUGUAUAGUAUGGCAGAUUGAAGACUUUGUGCAACUCCGUUUAAUGUGUUGGGGAAUUUCAUAUUCUCACCCAGUCAUAUCACCCUCCAGGAUAUCAUCACAACUUCUCUUCUUUUUUAUGUCGCAGCUCCUUAAAAGCAGCUCCAGAUCUCCAUGGAAUAUUGGAAAGGUGGAAGCCUGGAAUCUCAUUGGAUGUGACAUCUUUGCUGUAGGCCAAAUUGAAGUCUAUUUCUUGUCACUCAGUUCAUUAUGUUGAGGAUUUGACAUCCUUAAUUAAGAAACUUCAACUCAAGUCAUCAAUCACUUCUAUUGUUCGUAAUACUCCAGCUUUUGAAGAGCAGCUGAAGAUUUUCGCCGCAUUGAAAUAGUGGAACAGCAGAAAUGAUCCAAAAGUCUCAUUUGAUUGCACGUUCAAGAUUUUGUGUUAUGUAUGGCAUAUUGAAGACUUUGUGCAACUCUGUUUAAUGUAGUUGGGAUCGAUAUUCAUAUUACCAUUCAGUCAUAUCUUUCUCCGUGAUAUCAUCAUUCCUCUUCUUCAUUGAUCACUUCUAUUUUUUAUAGCAAUGCUCCAACUCCUGAAGAGGAGUGGGAAUAGUGGGAAGGAAUGGCAGCUGGGUCUGGGUGGAGUGGAGAGGCUGAUUCUCAAAUUAAAGACACCUCUGCAAAAUUUGACGAUUAUAUCUUGUCCAAUUCUUAGGCAAAGUUGUGGAAAAAGAGGAAACAAGGAGUGACUCAACAUUUCUCACAUCCCAGACAUCCAAAUUGAUAAUGAGUUUGUACAAAGAGACGGAGUUUGGAUCCUACAAGAAGCUGGUGAAACCUGCCCUUAAUUACUUCAUCAUCAACCCAUACAUUUCUCUGUCUCCACCAACAGUACCCACAGAAAGCUUGUCUGGCAGAAGGUGACUUAUAUAGAAGGUUGAGGUUUCUCAAAUGUGAGGUUAAAGAUGAUGCUGUCAUUUCUCAUACAUUUGGGUUUGGUUGGAAUUGAAACUAAUAUUGUUAGCUUGCUUCGUAUCUGGCAGGAAUGUAGUUCUGAAAUCUUAAGAAACAUAAUUUGCUUUAUUUCAUCACUUGUUAGCUCAGUGUGGUGUGGUACGGUAUGAUUUGACAUUUUUUCUAUCCUCCUCCUCUUAAACUAUAUUAUUAAAAGGAGGUUAUUGUCUGAGGAAGUUCUUAUUGUCUGAUUUGACGUGUAUAUAUAUGGUCUAAUCAUUUACAGAAAAUACUUGCAUA